AUGCCCGAGAUUGCUGAGAUUGCACGGGCAGUCCACUAUCUGCGCAUUCACCUAGUUGGUAAGCGCAUUGCUUCCGCUGAGGCCAUUGACGAUGCCAAUGUAUUUGGCAAGGUCGGCACCACUGGUGCUGCUGUAGCAGCUGCCCUAAAGGGCAAAAAGGUUGUGUCCGCUGGCACGCAGGGCAAAUACUUUUGGAUUACAUUAGAGAAGCCUCCGCAUCUAGUAAUGCAUUUCGGCAUGACUGGCAAAAAUGACAAGACUGCAUACACCAAUUACUUCAAAAAGAUGGAAGAUAGCGAGUACGCAGUGUGGCCGCCGAAAUUCUGGAAAUUUUCCAUUGUGACAGAUGAUGAGCCUGCUGUCGAGGUUGCUUUCACCGAUCCCCGCCGUUUUGGUCGCGUCAGGCUGGUGGACUGUCCUGGGGAAGCCAUACGGAAACACUCGCCGCUUGUUGAGAACGGCCCCGAUCCUGUUGUGGACAAGGACCGCUUCACCGAGGAUUACCUACGCGGCAAAAUGACAUCGCGCCAUGUUCCCAUCAAGGCACUACUUCUCGACCAGACCAUGAUCAGCGGCAUCGGCAACUGGGUUGCCGACGAGACGUUGUACCACGCCCAGAUGCACCCCGAGCAGUACUGCGACGACUUUAGCGAUGCUGAGAUCAAGAAGCUCUACGAAUCUAUCUGCUACGUCUGUGACUUGGCUGUGGAAAAGCUGGGCGAUUCGGAUCAGUUCCCAGAGCACUGGCUAUUUAAUCACCGCUGGGGCAAGGGUGACAAAAACUCGCCAUCCAAGCUUCCCAACGGUGAGAAGCUCUCUUUCAUCACAGUCGGCGGACGUACAAGUUGCUUCGCUCCGGCUAUUCAGAAAAAGACAGGCCGCGUGGCAGCCAGCGCUAAAACGGAGCUUGCUGUAAAAAAAGAGUCUGGCGAAGAGAAGGUGCCACCCAAAAAAGCCCGCAAGUCGACCAGCAAGACUAUCGUAGAAAAGGCUGAUGAAGGAAAAACAAUACCCAAGAAAGAUCGCAAACCAGCAGACAAGGCAGUAAAAUUAGAGGGAAAAGACACUACGCCAAGCAAAGGCAAGCGAUCGAACGCCACCACGAGUGACGGCAGCAAAAGCAAAAAGGUCAAAAUUGAGCCGGUGGCGGAUGAUGGUGGCAGACGCAGAUCAGGGAGGCUCAGGAAAUAA
Cordyceps militaris CM01 is the source of this 1191-nucleotide messenger RNA. Its product is annotated as formamidopyrimidine-DNA glycosylase, putative. Gene Ontology annotation, biological process: base-excision repair. Gene Ontology annotation, cellular component: nucleus. NCBI's taxonomy places the organism in Eukaryota, Fungi, Ascomycota, Sordariomycetes, Hypocreales, Cordycipitaceae. Gene Ontology annotation, molecular function: DNA-(apurinic or apyrimidinic site) endonuclease activity; zinc ion binding; DNA N-glycosylase activity. The transcript is spliced from 5 exons. The record is from RefSeq and is a predicted model, not a curated record. Bases 1 to 1191 code for a protein of 396 amino acids.